CGUUGGUUCGUAGUGUUUGUCGGACGUGUUUUCUUGUGGCACCAGCAAGUAAGAUUGCAUUUCAGAUGGUUAUUUUCGUGACGUCGCUAGUGCAUUCACUAUCCCGUGAGUACAGCUAAGUCGUGAAAUGUGAAGAAACUAUUGCUCAGCAGAUUACUUCGCUGUGAUGCAACGGGCAAUGUGAGACGGAGAAAUUUUUUCCUAUAUGAUCCCAGAAGGUCCCCCAGAGAAAGGAAAGAUUUUUUCUUGUUGCUUUUCUUUCGCCUGAAUCGGAUAUGAGGCUGUGUUAGUGUGAGUGGAGCUCAUUCGUAGUCGGAGCAACGACGUUUUGCUUUCGGGAGGAAGAAGAAAAUUAAUGAAAACGUUCUCAUUUUGUUACUGUUUUGUCGGACUGCAGUGUUGACAGAUAAAUGGGACAUCAGUGGCCAACCUAUGAAAUUUAUUGAAGUACCGGUUGUCGGACUGAAAUGGGCUGAUGGUUUCGAUAGUCUGGCAGCACUAGCAAAAGUCAGACAGUGGUACUUGGCUGCUGACGGAUAGCGAAAAACAGCAGUUUGGUGUGGUGCCGAAGAGGAAGUGAAGUGAACAUAGUUUCGGAAAGUUUAGCAAAAAUAAGUGCAGAAAAAUAUGAUUCGUUCACCAGCAGAAGCCACCUGAAAUAAGGACGUCGAUGAAGUGAUAACGGAAUUCACUGUGCAGAACUGGAAAAUUUCUCUAAUCCUACAAGUGUAGUGAGUUUGUCUUGAAGAAAAAUAGAUCACGGUGAAAACAAAGAGAAUUUAAUCCAGCGGAAAAAGUGGAUUUCGUUCGACAUCGAUAAAGUUGGAAAUUUGACGAAGUAGCGCUUUGUGGAGUAGGUGAAGAUAAAUGUGUUGAGAGGUGAAUACUGGGCAUAGGAAAUGGCGUGUUUGAACACAUUGAAACUCGAGAUAAAGACGCUGGAGCAGAUAUUUACGAAGAAUCACGAAAGGUUCCAGAUCCUGACCGCAUCGGUGGAUGAGCUAAGUUGUCGUUUCAUCGGUCGCAACGGAAAGCAGUACGACAUCCAUGCUAAUAUUACGGAAACCUACCCUUCAACACCUCCAGUAUGGUUUGCCGAAAGCGAAGAAACCAGUAUAACGAAUGCUGUACAAAUACUUACAAACACCCGUGGCCACGAUAAUCAUGUUAUAAAUCAGGUCGACAUACUAUUACGUGAACUCUGCCGGUUGCACACAGUUCCGCUACCUCCCGAUUUGGAUAAUCUAAGGAUACCGUUCCAACCUCACGCGCCCGGCACUCCCUCACCCCAUCAGGCGGCCCUCCAGGGGGCUCGCCAAUUGCACCAGCAACAACAACAGAUCGACGAGAUCGAUUCGGACUGUGAUGACAUCGAGGAUGUGGUGGGCGAAAGCGAUCAGGAAAGCGAAGGCGAGGAGGACCUUCCGCUGGAAAUGGACGACGGUCGAAAUCCUUCCAAGAAAGACGAGAUGGAAGUGGAACAUUUAGCGACGCUAGAGAGAUUACGGCAAACUCAGCGACAGGAUUAUUUGAAAGGCUCGGUAUCCGGUUCGGUUCAGGCGACCGAUCGACUGAUGAAGGAACUGCGGGACAUCUACCGUUCCGAUUCGUUCAAGAGCAACAUGUACUCGAUAGAACUGGUCAAUGAUUCAAUCUACGAAUGGAACAUUCGACUGAUGUCCGUCGAUCCGGACAGUCCGCUGCACAACGAUCUCGUGCUGCUGAAGGAAAAGGAAGGCAAGGACAGCAUUCUGCUCAACAUAAUGUUCAAGGAAACUUAUCCGUUCGAGCCUCCGUUCGUCCGUGUUGUGCAUCCGAUCAUUUCCGGCGGCUAUGUCUUAGUGGGAGGUGCAAUCUGCAUGGAAUUACUCACCAAACAAGGCUGGAGCUCCGCGUACACAGUGGAAGCCGUUAUAAUGCAGAUAGCGGCCACGCUAGUCAAGGGCAAGGCAAGAAUACAAUUCGGUGCAACAAAGUCUCUUACCCAGGGCCAGUAUAGUUUGGCGCGAGCGCAGCAGAGCUUCAAAUCGUUGGUACAGAUUCACGAGAAGAACGGUUGGUUUACGCCGCCUAAGGAAGACGGAUAAGUAGUCGGUAGGCCAACCCACGAACAACACUUCCGUUUCUUUUACUUACCUACGUUCAACGUCGCCGUCGCCGUUGCCACCGCGUUGUUGGUUUUCAACCGACUCCAUCGCGCUUUGCAGCAACAACGACUAAAUCAGCAGUAAUUUUUCGUUUAUAGUGUGUAGAGGAUAGAGAGAUUGAGUUCAACAGUAAGGGAGAGAAUACAACAGAAGCUGAACGUCCAAACAGCACGGCUUUAUUGUAGCUUUAUUUUCCGUUUUUUUUUCUAGAGUGAUGAUUUGAGAGUAAUUUUCAGUAUAAUACGUACGCGAGUAAAUGCUAUAAGAAAAGAGUGAGAGGUAGACAUGGAUGAGAGUAAACAAUAGUAGAAUAUAUUAGAAAUCGAGUGUUCGUUUGAAACAAAGAAAUGGAAAACAGCGAUUAUGUGAGAAUAAUGCACACACUGAAGGAAUAGUGAUAAAAAAAGCUAUUCAAUACGUUCUCGUGCGAUGACGAUAUCUUAAACAGACAAACAAACAAGCAAAAAAAAAUAGAAAUAAACCAGCAAUUGCUUCUUUCUGUGAAUAUCAGGAGCCAACCAAAAACAAACAACAACAAAAA
Molecule: messenger RNA, 2688 nt
Organism: Malaya genurostris
Lineage: Eukaryota; Metazoa; Arthropoda; Insecta; Diptera; Culicidae
Product: ubiquitin-conjugating enzyme E2 Q2
Exons: 8
Coding region: 900-2087 (395 amino acids)
Biological process (GO): protein polyubiquitination
Cellular component (GO): nucleus
Molecular function (GO): ubiquitin conjugating enzyme activity
Source: RefSeq, a predicted model, not a curated record